Messenger RNA from Hypomesus transpacificus, 2354 nucleotides. It is a transcript of the gene stk26, whose product is annotated as serine/threonine protein kinase 26. Gene Ontology annotation, biological process: protein phosphorylation. The transcript is spliced from 11 exons. The record is from RefSeq and is a predicted model, not a curated record. Lineage: Eukaryota; Metazoa; Chordata; Actinopteri; Osmeriformes; Osmeridae. Gene Ontology annotation, molecular function: ATP binding; protein kinase activity. Bases 447 to 1682 code for a protein of 411 amino acids.
CCAAAGCUGACAACUUCAGCCACAUCAACAAGAACACAGCGCUGGCAACAAGUCGUCGACUUCGAGCUUUCAAAAAGAUCUGCUUCCUAAGCUCAUCUUAAAACGGAUACAAACUUGCAAACAAUGUUAUAACGACCUUAUUCAUAUUUGUUUCGUAAAAGCGAGUGUAAACGAAGGAAUCGCUAGCUAACGUUAAUGCUAUGAAUGACAGAGAGUCGGCUGUGUUGUUUUGAAGAAGCUAGAAAUGCUAGCUAGCAGCUAGCUGGCGAGCUACAACGACGACUUUAGCCGGCGAUAGCUGCGUUUUACACAGCUCACAAGCAAACGUUGGCUUGUUGUCACUAGCUAGCUAGCACUAACUAGUGAUCGGACGUCGUAGAGUUGUUCGAUAACGUUUGACGACUAAUCGAGUAGGCAGUCGGCAGGCCGUGUAAGUCCAUUUUUGGAUGCGGAAGAUGGCCCUGUCACCGGUGGCGGUGCAAGUUCCCGGGAUGCAGAACAGCCGCACAGACCCGGAGGAGCUGUUCACCAAACUGGAGCGCAUCGGCAAGGGAUCGUUUGGCGAGGUCUUCAAAGGCAUCGAUAAUCACACCCAGAGCGUGGUGGCCAUCAAGACCAUCGACCUGGAGGAGGCCGAGGACGAGAUUGAGGACAUCCAGCAGGAGAUCACAGUGCUGAGCCAGUGUGACAGCCCCUAUGUCACCAAGUACUACGGCUCCUACCUUAAGGGCAGUAAGCUGUGGAUCAUCAUGGAGUAUCUGGGAGGAGGAUCAGCCCUGGACCUGCUGAGAGCAGGGCCGUUUGACGAGGGCCAGAUCGCCACCAUGCUGAAGGAGAUCCUGAAGGGGCUGGACUACCUGCACUCAGAGAGGAAGAUCCACCGAGACAUCAAAGCUGCCAACGUCCUCCUAUCAGAGCAGGGUGAGGUGAAGCUGGCAGACUUUGGCGUGGCGGGUCAGCUGACCGACACGCAGAUCAAGCGGGAAACGUUUGUGGGAACGCCGUUCUGGAUGGCGCCGGAGGUCAUCCAGCAGUCCGCCUACGACUCCAAGGCGGAUAUCUGGUCUCUGGGCAUCACCGCCAUAGAGCUGGCCAGGGGCGAGCCCCCCAACUCUGACAUGCAUCCCAUGCGCGUGCUGUUCCUCAUCCCCAAGAACACCCCUCCCACGCUGAGCGGGGAGUUCUCAAAGAGCUUCAAGGAGUUUGUGGACGCGUGCCUCAACAAGGACCCAUCCUUCAGACCCACAGCCAGAGAACUGCUGAAGCACAAGUUCAUCCUGAAGAACGCCAGGAAGACGUCCUACCUGACAGAGCUGAUCGACCGGCUGAAAAGAUGGAGGGCCGAGGGCCACGACGAGGGGGACUCCAGCUCCGACGACUCAGACUCGGAGUCCAGCAACAAGGAGAACAGCUCCUCCCAGCCCGGCUGGUCCUUCACCACAGUCAGGAAGAAGAAACCAGACAGCAAGAAGACGACCAAUGGGACGGACCAGGACCUGAUGAAGAGGUCUACCAGUCUGACCACAGUCAUUUCUCCCGUCUUCUCUGAAGUGAAGCAGCAGUGGGGGGGCGUGGAGGAGCUGGAGAGGAGUGUCCACCUGGCAGAGGACGUGUGUCCUGGCAUCACAGACACCAUGCUUACCCAUAUCCUGGAGCGCUUCCAGAGACUGCCUGCCAGUUAGGGCUUAGCAGAGGACUACACUUCCCAAGAUGCACCACCAUCAUCACCAGCCUCUCUUUUCCAUCACCACCCAUUCCUCCCCCCCUCAUCCUCCAUGCUGUCAUGUGACCUGCAGGGGCGGAGCGGGGAGGGAGAGGGGACGCACGCCCGCUGUGCACAUCCACUGAGCGCUCGCUACCAAAAGGAAAACAAACUCUUGUUGUUUUAAAUGUGUAUUUGUUGAAACGUGUUUUAUUCUGUUCUGCUGUUUUUAUUGAACCUCUUUGGAAGAUGUGGGAGACUUCAGCCGUGACCCAAAGCGUGUGUGUUACUUAGAGGAAGAGAGACUAGAGGAGAAAGUAGAGGAGAGACUAAUGGUUUUACCUUUUUUCCAUAUUUUAUGGUUAGAGACACAAAAAAAGAAUUUUCCAUAGAUAAAGAUCCCUAACCCUAAAUAGAGACGUACCUUGAAUCUUCUGCUUAAGAGCGUUUAGAUAAUGGAUGUAUGGUAGUGUUCGAUGGAUAUUAGUGGUAGUGUUUCUGCAGCUUGAGUUGUUUUGAUUUCUUUCUGCUACAUGUGUAGAUGUGACCUCCUGGUCUCAGGUUUGACCCCCUGACCCCACACUCUGACCCUUGGGGAGAGGAGACUGACCAAUAGGAACUAAUCUCUGGUGACCAUGAGAGAUGGAUGGGG